AUUUAAUAAUUUACUUUUUAGAAAAAUGUGCAAAAAUUACUAUUCCAAAAAGAAAUACAAACUGAAGUUCUUACUUCAGCUGAUGUCAUAGUUUCAACAUUAAAUUCUUGCCUAACAAAAUCUAUUGAAAAUUUAUUCAUGCCUUUACUAGUAACGCAAAAUAUAAAUGAACACAACUUCAUAUGCAUUAUUGAUGAUGCAGAACAAUGCAUUGAACCAUUGACUUUACUACCUAUAUUAUUUGGAAUAAACAGAUUGAUAUUAGUAGGAAAUGAUUCACUAGUUAAACCAAUUGUAAAAAAUCAAAUUAGUAAAGAUAAUGAUUUGAAUAUAUCUCUUAUACGAAGAUUGAAUUUAUGGUUAAAAAAAAGUAAGAAUGUUGAAGAUAAUUCUUCAAAUAUAUCAAGAAUCACAUUAGACAGACAAUAUAGAACACACUCAAGUAUUUGUAGUUUUCCUUCAACAUUUUUUUAUGGUAGAACAAUUAAAAAUACAACUUCAACAUUUGAAAAUUAUCCUCUUCAGCGUUAUUUAUUAUUAAAUCACAAAUUUAUACAUGACAAUGUUGAAGAUAUUAAUAUGAAUGAAGCAGUACUAAUUCAAAAUUUGAUACAUAUAAUAGUAUCAAAUGUUCAAAACAAAAUCAUAAAAAUUGCAUUAUCUAAUGAGAAUCAAUAUAAAAUUAUUAAAGGAUUAAUAAAAAACAAUUUAAAAAAUGUUAAUUAUGAGAGUAUAUCAGUUCAAUUUGUACUAACAAGUGUUUUAUAUAAUACUGAAUGUGAUAUUCUAAUAUUAUCUACUGCUAGUUCUAAGAUAAUUAAAGAUGAUCAUCUCUUGUGUACUAUCAUGACACGACCACGGCAUUCUUUGUUUUUAUGCGGAAACUUUGAUUAUUUAAAGUCUCACUAUACUUGGAAAAAAUUACUAGAAGAUGCUUAUCAGCGAAAAGUUGUCAAAUAUGUCAAUGAAAAUAUAAUAUCGAACUUAAAAGACAUGAGUAAUUUAAUAAAAUGUCACAAAAAAUGAAGAAAUAAAAUGUAAGUUCAUUGUGAAAAGCGUUAAUUAUUAAAAUGAACACAAUUAGUGUUCAAUUUUAUAAAAAUUAUUUUUUAGAUAAAACUCGACUUAUAAUAAAUAUGUACCAAUGUUUUGUAUUUUUUUUUUUCCAUUAAUUAUUGUUAUUAUUUAUUUAUAUUCUCAAAUGUUCGUUUUAUAUGUAUUUUCCCUAUAGUAACUUAUUAAUUCAAUUCAUAGUAAAGAUUAGUU
Daktulosphaira vitifoliae (grape phylloxera) is the source of this 1266-nucleotide messenger RNA. RefSeq lists its product as uncharacterized. Gene Ontology annotation, molecular function: helicase activity; transcription termination site sequence-specific DNA binding. The record is from RefSeq and is a predicted model, not a curated record. Gene Ontology annotation, biological process: termination of RNA polymerase II transcription. Gene Ontology annotation, cellular component: nuclear body. NCBI's taxonomy places the organism in Eukaryota, Metazoa, Arthropoda, Insecta, Hemiptera, Phylloxeridae. The transcript is spliced from 6 exons. Bases 139 to 1026 code for a protein of 295 amino acids.